Botrytis sinoallii is the source of this 1029-nucleotide messenger RNA. RefSeq lists its product as uncharacterized. Gene Ontology annotation, molecular function: transferase activity, transferring alkyl or aryl (other than methyl) groups. The record is from RefSeq and is a predicted model, not a curated record. Bases 1 to 1029 code for a protein of 342 amino acids. Gene Ontology annotation, biological process: alkaloid metabolic process. The transcript has 2 exons. Lineage: Eukaryota; Fungi; Ascomycota; Leotiomycetes; Helotiales; Sclerotiniaceae.
AUGGAAUUUGCUCGUGUCGGGAAAAUACGACUUGCGCCAGCAGACUUCCGCCAUGAUGUUCUACCACACAUACGUCGUUCCCAAUCUCGGUCCAUUUCCGAUGGAGACAAACCAGCCCCCUCAAUGAAAAGCUACAUGACUGAUGAUUUCAGUCCUAUUGAAUUUAGCUGGAACUGGGGGAAUGCACAAGGAGAUGUUGAUAGAAGAGUGCGCUUUAGUAUUGAAGCUAUUAACAAGCAAUCUGGCACAAUUACCGAUCCAUGGAAUCAGAAAGCUACGAUUGAUCUUGUUAACCGCCUUGAACUCGAUGUACCGGAGAUAAAAGUGCAAUGGUUCCAUCGUCUUCUUAAGGAUUUCACUCCCUCAAGAGACGUUCUUUCUAAAGAUUUUAUAUCUCCUUUCGACCCGCAACAACCCCGUUCAAGUUUAUUCAUGGCAUUUGAAAUGAGAGAUAAGAUGCCUGUUGUCAAGCUGUACAUGAUGCCGUUUGCGAAAGCAACGGAAACAUCUCGAACUGAAUCUGCUAUUAUUCUUGAAUCUCUAGCCAGCUUCGCUCAGGAAUUGGAAUGGUCAUCCCUCCAAAGUUUGGUUCGAGCUUUAGAUCUGAAGAGCAAAUCACUGGGACUUGACCCAUUCAUGAUUACCUUUGAUUGCGUUUCGCCUCAAAAGUCACGCAUGAAGAUAUAUGCUAGGUGUCCAGAUAUAAGACUGGCAAGCGUCAUGGAAAUCAUGAGCAUAUUUGAGGAUAAGUCCAAAAUUGCCAAAGGUCUAGAAGAGCUUCGAAUGUUGUGGAAUCUGGUUUUCAGAAUCCUCUACUAUUUUGAGGUUCGUCCUAGUAGUUCCAAAGUAACCACAAAGGUUUAUCUCCCGGUAAAACAUUACGCAAAGGAUGAUCUUUCUGUUGCUAAAGGGCUGCAAACAUUCUUCAACAAACACGGAGGUUCACAAGACCAGAGUGUAAGAGAUUUUAUGGAUGCUCUGGAUCGAAUGUGCACUUACCGUCGUCUUGAAGCCGCCACUGGGCUAUAG